GUCCUAAGCGCUGAAGCGCCCGCCCUCUUUUCUCUCUGGGAAGCUCGACGUUGUGAAGCUCGGACCGGGACACGAUUAUUAAAAUAAUUCCCUAAAACUCCGCAUUCAGUGCCGUUCAGGGUGAGUCUCAGCCCAGCGACCGCGUCCUGCUGUGCGGAUCUCAGACCCCCACCAUGACUGAUGAUGGAGGAGUCGGAGAAAAUGAGCACGAGUUUCCAGCUCAUUAUAAAGUCAUGCUGGAUAAACUGAACGAACAGAGACAACUGGACCAAUUCACCGACAUCACACUGAUCGUUGAUGGUCAUCAGUUUCGAGCCCAUAAAGCUGUGCUGGCUGCCUGCAGUCAGUUCUUCCAUAAGUUCUUCCAGGACUUCACUCAGGAGCCACUGGUGGAGAUUGAGGGAGUAAGUAACAGUGCGUUUUGUCACCUUAUGGAGUUCACCUACACAGCCACACUCGCUCUGAGAGGACAGGAGGAAGUUUUGGACGUGUGGAGAGCAGCUGAAUAUCUGCAGAUGCAGGAAGCCAUUAAAGCUCUAAACAAAAGAGUGAAGAACAAAGACAGAAACGGCACACUGAAGUCCGAGCCUCAGCCCCUCUCUGAUAAAACCAAAGCUAAGAAGAGAAAAAUCGCAGAGACUUCGAACGUGAUCACGGAAACCCUGCCAUCGGUGGAGGCAGAGACAGAGCAUGUGGAGAUCGAGGUGGAGGUCGAGGAAGAAGCCAUUGUGCAGGAGUGCGUGAUGGAGGAGGAGGUGCUGGAUGGAGGCAGGGAAACAGAUGACUCCGCCCUCGCCCUGCUCGCUGACAUCACCAGUAAAUACCAGCAGGGGGCGCAGAACAUGAAGAAAGCCAUUGAGGAGGCAGUAGAUCUGCAGGAGGAGGCAGUGAUGGCCACCAAAACGCUGGAGGGGAUCGAGGUGGUGGAGGUGCAGAUCUCUGAUAACACGUUCCGCUGUGAUAAGUGUGAUCGGUGCUUUAAGCUCUUCUACCACCUGAAGCAGCACAUGAAGACCCACACGGCGAGCUCAGAGAAACCGUUCGUGUGUAAACACUGCGGGAAGACGUACGCUCGGGAGGGGGCUCUCAAACAACACGUCAACACGUGUCACUAUGACGCAGAGGAGCUGAACAAGAGGCUGAAGAAGAAGGUGCACAUGUGUGUGUACUGCAGUAAGGAGUUCGACCACUUCGGGCAUUUCAAAGAGCACUUACGGAAACACACGGGUGAGAAACCUUUCGAAUGUCCAGACUGUCACGAGCGCUUUGCCAGAAACAGCACGCUGAAGUGCCACAUGUCGGCCUGCCAGAACGGCGCAGGAGCCAAGAAAGGCCGGAAAAAACUCUAUGAGUGUCAGGUGUGUGAUGAGGUCUUCAACAGCUGGGAUCAGUUUAAAGAUCAUCUGGUGAUCCACACAGGUGACAAACCCAAUCACUGCACGAUGUGUGAUCAGUGGUUCACUCACGCCCGAGACCUCACGACUCACCUACAGCAACAGCACGCAGUACACCAGGAGGACGGAGCGACGGGGGAGGAACGAGUGGAACUAGAGGAUGGAGUGAUGGUGGAGGAACAGGUGGAGCUGCAGGACGGAGUAAUGAAAGAACAGGUUGAGCUGCAAGGUGCUGUGAUCGAGGGACGAGUGGAGCUGCAGGACGGAGUGAUGGUGGAGGAACGAGUGAUCAUGGAAGGACAGAUGGAGCUGCGGGACGGCAUGAUGAUGGAUGGACAAUUGGUCCUGCAGGAAGGAGUGAUGGAGCAGCAAGUGAUUCUGCAUGGUGGAGUUGUGAUGGAGGGACGAGUGGAGCUGCGGGACGGAGUGAUCGAGCAGCCGGUGGUUCUGCAGGACGGAGUGGUGAUAGAGGAGCGAGUGGAGCUGCAGGACGGAGUGUUAGUGGAGAACCAGGUGGAGACGGUGAUGAUAGAAGUGGAGGAAGAUGGAGUAAAAGAACAGACACAGAGUGUAGACGUAUGAAUGGGAAUAAUGGUGAAGAAGUGAAGUGUGGAUAUUUAUUUUUGUAAAGCAGUGUGUUCUCUCUAACAGCUUCCACAGAGAGUUGUGUUACACCAUGAGGUUUAGGAGCCUGUAUCAUGACUUUCUGGAUUAGGUUUCGUUCCUGCAAAGUUUCUUCAAUUUCGGGAAAAAACUUUUUUUAUCCAGAAAAUUCUGCUCCUUAAAGACAAAAACAUUGAGGAUGGAAGUCGUGUGGGCGGAGCUUAAGUCGGUAUCGGCGCAUGCGCGCUGUGGGAAGUGACGCGUUUAAAGGGUUAUUUAUUUUGUCCUGCAUCUGGUCUGCUUUCGUAACAUGUUUAUUAUUAUUAUUAUUAUUAUUAUUAUUUUCCUCUUUUGUAAAGACUUUUUGGAUGUGUUUGUUUUUUUUAAGCUGAACAUCUUUACUAGUUAUUUUUGUAAAAUAUUGUGUUUAUUUAGGAGCUUUGUGACUAAAGGGCUUCACAUCAUCUACAUCUUUUAUUAAAGAGGUUCAGAAUAAAAAGUUAUUCCUGACUGUAAUCCGUUUGUACAAUAAAAUCAAAUCUAAA
Messenger RNA from Tachysurus vachellii, 2542 nucleotides. RefSeq names its product zinc finger protein 131 (gene zbtb35). Gene Ontology annotation, biological process: regulation of transcription by RNA polymerase II. The coding region runs from base 174 to 1976 and encodes 600 amino acids. Gene Ontology annotation, cellular component: nucleus. NCBI's taxonomy places the organism in Eukaryota, Metazoa, Chordata, Actinopteri, Siluriformes, Bagridae. The record is from RefSeq and is a predicted model, not a curated record. The transcript is spliced from 7 exons. Gene Ontology annotation, molecular function: RNA polymerase II cis-regulatory region sequence-specific DNA binding; protein binding; DNA-binding transcription factor activity, RNA polymerase II-specific.